AUGCCAGGCUUGGACCAUGAGCAGGCCUUCUCCAAGAUCAUCGUGGAGCUGCGGAAGAAGCACCCAGGCCACAUCCUGCCGGACGAGGACCUGCAGUGGGUGUUUGUCAACGCGGGCGGGUGGAUGGGCUCCAUGUGCCUGCUCCACGCCUCGCUCACCGAGUACGUGCUGCUCUUCGGGACGGCUGUUGACACCGGGGGGCACUCGGGUCGGUACUGGGCUGACAUUUACUACGCCAUCAUCUCAGGGACCUUCAGGCAGUGGAAGGAGGGGACGACCAGAAGUGAAAUCUAUUACCCAGGGGACACCAUAGUGCAGAAAUCCGGAGAGGCCACGGCUGUCCAGUGGAGCGCCGGCACCUGGAUGGUGGAGUACGGCCGUGGCUUCAUCCCCCCCUCGCUCGUGUUUGUGUUGGCCGACACCAUCUUCAGCACUCAGGACGUUGUCACCUUCUUCUACACCCUCCGGAUUUGUGCCAAAGCCUUACUCCUGGAAGCCGGUACCUACUUCAGCCACCUGGCCCAGUGAGACCACCCUCCGCAAGCACCAACACAACCUCAAAGGAAGGGAUUCCCCUUUCCCAUCCCCCACCACCUCCUGCCGAUUGUACUGGAAAGUCAGUGGGCAAGAGCACCUCUGUCCCCAUGUGCAGGCGUGCCAGGUGGGCUGACCGUUCGCCGUAUCCGCCUGCCGCAGCGAGCACUCAGCCGGACGAGAAACCGGCAAUAACGGAUAAUGGAUAAACGUAGAUUACUAUUUUUUUAA
This is a messenger RNA of Chrysemys picta bellii (western painted turtle), 765 nucleotides long. The record is from RefSeq and is a predicted model, not a curated record. Lineage: Eukaryota; Metazoa; Chordata; Testudines; Emydidae.